AUGGCCGAUGAGAUGGAAGUCAGGAACACCGCGUCCGCAAAUCAACAGGACGACAAUCACAAUAAAUCGCAACAGGGUUCGCGAAAUGGAUCGCAACCCUUGUUGCCGUUCAAUCCAGAUGAAGUACCCGAUAUAUCGAUCUACGAGCCCCCAUAUGUGCCGCUUCCGAGUUUCAAACGCACAUAUGAUGAGAUGCAGGGACCGGUGGAUGAACUACUGGAGCGGAUGGUGAAAAUGAACGAGGAUAUGAGAAAACGGAGGUUACUUGUCGAGAUGCAGGACAGGUACCUUGAAGAUCAAAGAUUGUUUCUUGAAGCUCGCGAGCGAGUUCGUCUCCAAGUAGAAGCUCAGCGUCGACUUACACGCAGUCUAGAAACGACUGCUUAUCAGCAGAAUGGGAAUGGUGUCCUCAAUGGUACCUACAAUACAAUGUCCAAUGGCGAAACCAAGGACGAGAUCACGAUUUUGGGUUCGGCUCGGAAAGGCGCAGCGAAUCGCGCCGCCAAUUCGAAUGAAUCAGUGGAAGAAAAUAUGAGCCCGUCCAAGUCUGCAGCUCCUGGGACACGAAAUCGAACCCCCCUCAGUUAG
Molecule: messenger RNA, 588 nt
Organism: Penicillium maclennaniae
Lineage: Eukaryota; Fungi; Ascomycota; Eurotiomycetes; Eurotiales; Aspergillaceae
Exons: 1
Coding region: 1-588 (195 amino acids)
Source: RefSeq, a predicted model, not a curated record